ACUUUCUUCUAUCCCUUCUCGUUCUCUAUCUCCUUCUCUAUCUCUCCCUAGACGCUACGAUUGUUCUCUCUCUCCAGAAAUAAAUAAAUUAUUUUUUUUCUUUUUUUAUUUCACCCGAAGAUUUUGAUUGUGUACUGUUUUACUGCAGUUAAUAUUUUAUUUUUAUUGUGGUGAGUGCUGACGUGGCAUGCAACCAAUAAAAAAGCACCAUGAACACCAAAACUAUGCGUCUUCCGCCACGUCGCGUUCUAACGCCAGACAAGCGCAAAGAAAGAGACGGCGUUAUCUCCUCCGUCGUCCAAACACCGCCGGAAACCACCGUGAAAAAGCUUCCUCCGCCGCCGAAUCAUAAUCGUCCGCCGGUUAAUUCCAUCACUAGUAAAUCUCUAAUCGCAGCCGAGCCAGUCGGCUCGAACCAGCUAAUUUUAGCGGGCUACUUGAGUCACGAGUUUCUCACCAACGGCACACUCUUCGGGGAGCAAUGGGAUCCGGCUCGAGCCCAAGCCGGUCCGUCCGAGUCGAAGAAGUUGAAGCGGAGCCAUAUUGCUGAGGAAAUGGAGCCGAAACGGAAGAGGUAUGUGGAGGUUGCUAAUCUUCUACGGUCAGACGGGGCCCACCUGCCCGGCAUCGUCAAUCCUGCCCAGCUUGCCCGAUUUCUCAACCUGUGAUCGUGUGUACACGUGUACACGGAUCAUUGGUCUGUGUUUUGGCAAGCAAGACAGCUCUAAAACGAGAACCUCCCUCUCUCUCUCUCUCUCUCUCUCUCUCUCUCUCUCUAUCCAUUAUUUUCCUCUCAAAUGAAAUGUCUUUAAAUCAUCUCUAUGUAAAGCUGAAUCUCUCUCUCCCUUGAUCGUCUUCCUUGAGGUUGAUCGAGAAAGUUUAGGGUUUGUUGUGAGGUAGAUGUCCAUGUAUUUGUACAUCAGACAUAUCAACUAGCCAAUCGAUUAAUAUUCGCUCAAGUUUUAAUUUAAUUUUUGUGGAUU
This is a messenger RNA of Raphanus sativus (radish), 983 nucleotides long. RefSeq lists its product as uncharacterized. Lineage: Eukaryota; Viridiplantae; Streptophyta; Magnoliopsida; Brassicales; Brassicaceae. The record is from RefSeq and is a predicted model, not a curated record. The transcript has a single exon. Bases 210 to 668 code for a protein of 152 amino acids.